AUGAAACCCACUACCACACAUUUUCAGGCCCCCAUCAAUAACCCCAAACUUGUGCUGCUACGCACAAGUCAGUCAAUCUGCCCUCUCACCGGAAAUCGGAGUCGCGCACGGUACGACCUAAUCAUCAUUGUCAAGAGUUCACCAGACAAUGCAGCACGCCGGUCUCAACUGCGCCAGAUGAUCAGCCGUCAAGCGGCCACGCUGGCCAGUCCUCUCGGGCUCCUCUUCAGCCUAGGCGUCCCGGCCGGCACCGUCAACCAAUCACGACUCCUGGAUGCCAUCAACGAUGAGGCCGCGCGUUUUGAUGACAUCAUCCAGACCGACUUCAUGGACACCUACUAUAACCUGACUCUGAAAACUCUGGCGAACCUGCGAUAUGCUCAUGUGGCCUGUCAGGGAGCCGCUCCGCUGGUCGCCUUCAUGGAUGAUGAUCAUGGCCUCAAUGUGUCAGCUUUGCUCCCCUAUUUUCGCGCCUUCGAAAGGCGACAGCUGCGGCAAUCUGUCUUUGGCCACAUACACGGCACGCCAAAGGUCAUUCGCAGUCCAGAGCACAAGUGGGCCCUUACGAGAUGCGAUAUGCCCUUCUAUAUGUAUCCGGACUACGCCGCUGGUCCAUGCUACUUUAUCGGCGCGGAGGCUGUGGAAGCAAUUUCGAUAGCCGCAGCCUUCACCAAGCCGUUCUCCAUGGAGGACGCCUAUGUGGGCAUGACAGCGACGAAGCUGGGCAUCCGCAUGCACCAGUUGCCAGGUGUAUACCUUCAUGGACCUAAAGAAGGAUUAUUAACACAACAGACGCCACUAGUAGCCUUGUUAAAAUACUUCGAGCAGCAUACGCCUUAA
Messenger RNA from Spirometra erinaceieuropaei, 840 nucleotides. NCBI's taxonomy places the organism in Eukaryota, Metazoa, Platyhelminthes, Cestoda, Diphyllobothriidea, Diphyllobothriidae. The record is from the annotation of a GenBank genome assembly.